This is a messenger RNA of Abrus precatorius (Indian licorice), 1176 nucleotides long. Its product is annotated as nuclear transcription factor Y subunit C-3-like. NCBI's taxonomy places the organism in Eukaryota, Viridiplantae, Streptophyta, Magnoliopsida, Fabales, Fabaceae. Gene Ontology annotation, molecular function: DNA binding; DNA-binding transcription activator activity, RNA polymerase II-specific; protein heterodimerization activity. Gene Ontology annotation, biological process: regulation of DNA-templated transcription. The record is from RefSeq and is a predicted model, not a curated record. Gene Ontology annotation, cellular component: nucleus. The transcript has 4 exons. Bases 88 to 870 code for a protein of 260 amino acids.
GAUCACACAGCUUUUUUUCGCACUUCGCUGUCUGAGGUUCUGGUUCUCUGUGUUUGCGGACCACACAGCAUCAUCUCUUUGGGAAGAAUGGAUCAUCAAGGGCAUGGCCAGAACCCAUCAAUGGGAGUUGUUGGAAGUGGAGCUCAGUUAGCAUAUGGCUCUAAUCCAUAUCAGCCAAGCCAAAUAAGUGGAGCCCCAGGGUCAGUGGUGACGUCAGUUGGGACCAUUCCAUCUGCUGGUCAACCUGCUGGAGCUCAGCUGGGACAGCAUCAACUUGCUUAUCAGCAUAUUCAUCAACAACAACAGCACCAGCUUCAGCAACAGCUUCAACAAUUUUGGUCCAGUCAAUAUCAAGAAAUUGAGAAGGUUACUGAUUUCAAAAACCACAGUCUUCCUCUGGCAAGGAUCAAGAAGAUUAUGAAGGCUGAUGAGGAUGUUAGAAUGAUAUCAGCUGAGGCACCUGUCAUAUUUGCAAGGGCAUGUGAAAUGUUCAUUUUAGAGUUAACCCUGCGCUCUUGGAAUCACACUGAAGAGAACAAAAGGAGAACACUUCAAAAGAAUGAUAUCGCUGCAGCAAUCACAAGGACUGAUAUCUUUGAUUUCUUGGUUGACAUUGUGCCUCGUGAGGACCUGAAAGAUGAGGUUCUUGCAUCAAUCCCAAGAGGAACAAUGCCUGUUGCAGGGCCUGCUGAUGCACUUCCUUACUGCUAUAUGCCACCUCAGCAUGCGCCCCAAGUUGGAACUGCUGGUGUCAUAAUGGGCAAGCCUGUGAUGGACCCAAAUAUGUAUGCUCAGCAGUCUCAUCCUUACAUGGCACCGCAAAUGUGGCCACAGCCACCAGAGCAACGUCCAUCAUCUCCAGAACAUUAGCCGCUGUGUCAUAGAAAUUAAGAUUACCGGGCACUGGAAUCAGUUGAUAGUGUCAAACUGAAUGGUUGGGAAGGUCCAUAGCAAUCAGAAAGUGUAGGCUGAUAGUUUACAUGCAAUGCAAACUAUAAACAUAUGUAGAUAAUGUGCUAGGGAAAACUUAACCUUAUCUUUGAUUUAGUUGGGUAAAUUGUUAUUUUUCAUGGUUUAAUUUAUAGGUUGUCAGGUGAUAAUAUUUACUUACAGGUGCAUAGCUGGAUUUUUACUUUUAACUUUGUCAUGCACUUAAUAUAUGUGCCAUCUUUUCAU